AUCGAUCACCACAUCCCUAGUUUAGUUGUACGGAUUUACAUUUUUCCAUUCUAACAACAAAGACGGGCAAAAUAUUUAAGAAAAAUGCCACAAAUCGAGUGAAUUCUUUUAAUUAAAAACAACAAAAAUGUUGUUUAAUUCAUUAACAACAUAAGAACUCCCUGAAUAUUCCUCCGUAAAAGCAAAGAAACCAAGGAAUUUAUCUAAAUGCUAGAAAUAAAAGAGACCGAAGAAGAAGAAAAAGAAAACAAUAACAACAGCAACAAAAAUGCCACCAUUUCGUAGAGAUCUGUUACAAAGGCUAUUUGUUGUGAUUUGUUUAAAUGUCAUUAUCACAACACCUUCCAUGGUAUUCACAUAUCAAACCACCAAUUCAAAUACAAUACUACAACAACAAAAUGUUCCUUUGACACCAACUAUAUUACAACAACUACAACAACAACAGCAGCAGCAACAGCAUGGAGGAGAUGCAAAAAUAGCUGCAAUCAAUAUUCCGGCAUCUCCAGCUGCUGCCGCUGUUGGUGUUCCUGGCUCAAAACAAACAAAAGUGCCUUUACACUAUAAUAAUGCAACGAUAGAACUGGUACCAGCUGCCGCAGGCCCAAUAAAUAUGAUGGCAGGGGCCUCGGGGUCCCUGGCAUCAUCUUCAGUGAUUAUCAACAAUGUUGCUGGACAGCAGCAACAGCAAUUCCUACAAACUCCGGCCAAUGUUUUCUUUACCAACUACAAUAGCCAACAGAAUGUGCGCCAGCUCCUAAGGAACAUGGAUGAGAGAUUUAAGAAUAUGCGUAAUGUGGAAAUGAGAGUGGCCACCAUACAGGAAAUUUUUGAUUCCAUGCAUUUUUCCAGUUCCUCGGCAUUUACAUUCAACAAAAAUCUUUCCAUAAACGGUGAUCGCAUCCCCCUGGCCCUUUUGGACUAUAAGCUACAACAGGAUCUGCAACAUUUCAGCAAACGUUUGGCUGAGAAAAUCGAAAAAGCCUUACACAUUGUCAGAGAUUUAAGGGAUUUCUUUCAAACGAAUAUUACACAAAUUGUCCAAUUCACGGCCGAGUAUGAGGAGGACUUGGAAGAUGAUGAUUCGGAUGUGGAACCAGAAUUCGAUAUGGAAUUAAAUGACAUAGAACGUCCUCUAAGUCCCCACAUAAAGCCCCUGUACUUGAAUACCUUUAUUCAGGCCUGCUAUGAUGUGGACUCCACAAGUUUUACAGCUCUACCCGAAAAUUACAACAAACAACAGAUACAAAUACUCAAUUAUGAUAAGACUGAUUAUGCUCCGCUAAUGAAAAACUACAUAGACACCUCGUUGCUCAAUGAAAAAAGUGAACUCACCAUGGAGGCCAAUUCCUAUAUCAAGGAGAAAAUUAAAUCCCUAAAAAUGUCGUUGCUUAAAAAUGACAAAUCACCCUGGAACUUGGAGAAACCCCAUGUGGGUAAUCACAUAAAACACAUUUACUUCCUGUCACGCAGUGAUGAUGCCAGUGAUUCGUUUAAUAAAUUCUACCAUGACUCCCAUUUCCGUUAUCUCUUCACAUCGGCCAUACAAAAGAAAUAUGUCUUCCUUUUGCUGGAUGUUGGCUCGGCCAUGAGUGGCGAACUUUUAGAAUUAGCCAAAACGUACAUAUCAAAUGUUUUACAAUUAUUAUCUCCCAAUGAUUUGAUAUCCUUGGUGUGUGUAUCAGAUGAAGUGGAAAACAUGCUGCUGCUAGAUGCCUCCGAUACGGAUGCCGCAAAUGGCUUGUAUUUAAGUACACGAGAGCGCAAAGAGGAGAUAAUGAAUUACAUCAAUAGCUUAUCGUUGAGUCGGGCCUUAACCAAUCAUUCAUUGGGUUUUGAGUAUGCUUUUAAAAUGCUUUCGAGGCUGGAAAAUGCCAGUCUAAUUGGUGCCCAGACACCCAUUGAAUUUGUCUAUGUUACCCGGGGAUUGCUGACCAAUUUCUCCGAUGCCAUGCAUGUCUUGAAUGUGGUGGCCAAGGGGCAGAAAUUGCUGCAAAAACCAGUUGUCAUCAAUGCCUGCGGUGUGGUUUUGGAUGAAAAACGCAUAAUGUACGAAAGGCAAUUCCUGACGGACAUUACAUCCCAAAACUACACCAAAUAUGAUAUUGAAUUCAAGGAUUGGUACAAGGCUGACCUGCAGCAAUUGAAAGGAAAUUUGUUUUUCCUUACCAAAAUGCAACAGGAAACCAUAAUACGUACGGCAACGGCCAUAUUUCAAAAGGAUUUUCAAGAUCCCUAUCUAAUUAAAACCUGGCAGGUGCAUCCACCCAUUGUGGAUAGCAGUAGUAAGGAUAGUAUUGUCUCUGUUACCCAUGCGGUGCCACCAUUUGGUGUGGUCGGCGUGAAUCUGUAUUUAUCCGAUUUAAUCGAAGAUGUCACCAGCUAUCAUUAUCAGCAACAGCAAUUUGCCCUAAGCAAUAAGGGUGACAAUUCCUAUGCCUUUUUGAUAGAGACCAAUGGCAAUACCUUAACCCAUCCAGCUUUCCCAAGACCGGUGACCCUAAAUCAAACCCCCUUUCCCGUGGACAUACAAUAUUUAGAGAAUUCCACCAAUUUUGCUGAUAUACGUCAGAGAAUUUUAACGGAAGAAAAUGGCAAUGCCACCACCAGCAUUUAUUUGACCAAAAAUCGCAAACAUGAAAAAUACAUACGUACAUAUCAAUGGCAUAAUAUUUUAGGGUUCUAUGUCUUGUGUAUGGUCAACACCAGGAGGGCAGAGGAAGCAGCCAGCACAGGGAAAAAUUCCGAAUUGAAACUGAAUCUACAACUCCCAGCCGCCCUACCAUUGACCCUCAAACAUUUUGCCUCCAAAAAUAAUAUACCCAUAUAUCCCCCACCGCCACCUCCACAUAGUGAAGACUAUGAACAGUAUUUUACCACCAUUGAUUUAAUAUACCAUCGUUUGGAUCUACUGCCUGCCACGGGCACAACAAAUUUAUGCCGUUAUUUUCGGCAAAUAUCAACCAUGGAUGCUGCCACUUUGUUUUUAAGUUCGCUGGCAUUUGAGUCACCAUUUACCUUCCUGCACAACAAUCGCAUUAGCUCUUCACCAGCCCAAUUGAAAACAAUUUCGGAGAGUAUUAUUGCCUACCUAAAAGAUACCACAGGUCUGUUGGCCAAUCCAGGACUGAGGCCUCAAAUAAGACAGGAAGUUAAUGCCCUCUACACAGCCAUGCAACAUCUGAAGAAAAGGCAUCAAGAUGCCAGGGGAUCAUUGAAAAACUUUAUUAUACGUCGAUACAUUGCCUCGGUGAAUGGGGUGCUACAGGUUUAUCCAGGAUGCCUGCUAAACAAUCUCUUUGAUCCCUCGCAACGCACCUGGUAUCGCAAGGCCAUACAAAACCCAGGGCGACUUGUGGUUACUGAACCCUACUUGGAUGCCGCUGGUGCGGGCUAUAUUAUCACCAUUGCCCAUACCAUAUUUGAGGGAAAAUCCAAUGCUCUACAUUCCAUAGAACGUGAUCAACCGGUGGCCAUUGUGGCCAUGGAUGUGCCAUAUGCUUAUCUUUAUAAGAUAAUACUAGAUUCCACGCCCUUGUGUUUGAUGCACAACAUCAAGUGUUUGUUGUUCGAAAAUGAGGGAUAUUUGGUGGCCCACCCCUCAAUGAUGGAAGCCAAAACGGCCACCAGGAAUCAGAGAAGACCCCACGAACACAUAACCCACAAGGAAUCCUACUUGGCCAAUGACAUACUAAACCACAAGAGUUUAGUACGCAAAUUGGCCUGUGCAAACUAUCAAAAUAGAACGCUACAGCGUUAUUAUGUCUUCAACACAUCCCUCAAUGAGAUUCUGACCAAUGUGGUGCAUGGUGAGAGGACAAAGUAUGCCAUUGCCCUCAUCAAGGGUUCCAACAUAUUCGCCGCUGUGCUCAAUUCCACCUGUGAUGGUGGGGCCUUUUGUCCAUGCAGUACCAUUGAUCGACAAUGUUUAAAUUGCAAGCGCAUGGAUCAAUCCGACUGUGAGUGUCCAUGUGAAUGUCCCAUGACCGUGAACGCAAAUGGUGUGGGAGUGGAUUCGGUGACAUCAUUACUUGAGGAAGAAGAUCUGGAGGGAGGCGCUUUAAAUUUAUCCUAUUUAAAUAUAACCAAACAAUAUUCCUAUUGUGAGCCACCCUAUGAGUCGUAUACCAUGGAAUCGUCACAGCUAAUGCAUGAACAAUUGAUUGCCCUACCCUCUUGCGUGAAUAUCAAUUGCGACAUGUACAAUACCCAGCGGGAAUGUUUGGGUGUCAUGGGCUGUGAGUGGUGUCAACAGGAUUUGGAUGGUAAUGGCUUUGCGGCCGCGUUCUGUAGUGCCCAAUCGACGUGCUAUAAUGGUGUCCUAGCCAGCCUUUCCCCCUAUGGCGACUUGGAUGAUGAUGACCUCUUGGCUGCCCAUGGCUAUAAUCCGUCUCAAAAGACCAGCAAUUAUUCCGCCUUUGGCCCGGUGGGUGGGGCCAUAAUUGUGCUGGCCAUUGUCAUUGGUUUUGCCAUCUAUUGCUACCGUCACAAUGUCGACAGUUCAUCGCAGGAACAAUUCUACAUGGAUUCAAUGCAAGAAGAAAACUAUGGUCUACCAUUGUCUCGAUUCAAUUUUGAUGAUUGUCAGGCCGAUGAUCCGCCGGGUGGUGGGGGAGUUGGUGGUGGUUAUGAUCACACUGCGGCCCAGCGUAGUCUUAUGAAUGCUGCCGACAUAUCACCAUAUCAUAUGAGCACCGGCAGCAGUUAUAGGCGGCCACCAAAUGGGGAAUCUGAUCAUGGUUAUUCUACAAUGACUCCGCAUGAAGACUCCUCGGAUCAUCAGUGUUUUACAUUGGCCGAACCGUUGUUGUUGAAUGAUAAACGUCAUAGUAAAUCAGAUACCAUGUCCAUAUCAACAUCCAUAUCAUCGCCCACAAAUCGCCAGCAGCAGCAACAGCAGUCAUCCCAUUAUGGAUUCCCCUCCAAGGAGUCACGUUACAAUUUAACAUCGCCCAAAAAAUAUUCACAUUCACCCAGCCGGGGGGUGUAUGAGCCCACCACGAUUCCCCUGCAAAGUUCUUUGGCUGCUGGCGAUGAUGGCUGUGGCAGCAGCUCCGUGCCCGGAGCCACCCAUCUUAUUUUAGCUCCUGUUACGGUACACAGACACAUGGAAACUUCCGAAUCAUAGCCAUAAUUUGUAAUUUAUUGUUUAUAUAUGCUGUAGAUUUAUGUUUUAUUUUCAUAAGUUAAGAAAAUUUAAUUCCAAACCCUAACAACAAACAAAAUUUGAUGAUUGCCAAUAUUAGUUUAAGUUUUUUUUUAUAAUUUUCAUUUUUAAUCCAAACAAGCAUUUAUUUUAAGAAACUUCUUUUUUAUAUAGUUUAACUAUACAAAAGGAAAAAGGACAGAGAGAAGAGUUCUAGAGUAGAGAUCCAUAUGAGACCUCUUCGUCUUCAUGUUGUUGUAACUUAAAAAAAGAAAUUGCAUGCAUUUUUAAUGCUUAAAUAUGUUUAUGUUAAGAUUUUUUUAAAAUAAAACAAAUAACUUGAGUAUUAUAUUUUUAUAUACUAAAUGUUCAGUAAAAAAAUGAUAAUAAAAUAAUUAAGAAAAAGAAAAAAACAGCCGUAUGCGGUGCUUAACACAAAAUCUUAAGAGAUGAAUGAAUAAGUGUUGGCCCAUGCAUUGCUGUGUCCUCCAGAUCCCUCCCCCAAAACCCCUCAUCAUCGCUCAUGUCCAUUUGAAAAUGAAAUGUACUUAUUUCAAAGUAUUAUCGCUUUACAUAACUACUAAAACAACAACAACAACUACAUAACGUAACAUAAAAAUAAUUUAAAUUAAA
This is a messenger RNA of Musca domestica (house fly), 5776 nucleotides long. RefSeq names its product VWFA and cache domain-containing protein CG16868. The coding region runs from base 269 to 5125 and encodes 1618 amino acids. The transcript is spliced from 6 exons. Gene Ontology annotation, molecular function: voltage-gated calcium channel activity. The record is from RefSeq and is a predicted model, not a curated record. Gene Ontology annotation, cellular component: voltage-gated calcium channel complex. Lineage: Eukaryota; Metazoa; Arthropoda; Insecta; Diptera; Muscidae.